This is a messenger RNA of Saccostrea cuccullata (small rock oyster), 490 nucleotides long. RefSeq lists its product as uncharacterized. NCBI's taxonomy places the organism in Eukaryota, Metazoa, Mollusca, Bivalvia, Ostreida, Ostreidae. The transcript has 2 exons. Bases 16 to 333 code for a protein of 105 amino acids. The record is from RefSeq and is a predicted model, not a curated record.
UACUCCACUCCAUCUAUGAAAUCUCGAGUUCUGCAGUCUUUGCGAGAGGAGGAAGAUUUGACUUGGUAUCACCCGUACGGCCCUCUCACUCCUCGAAGCCAGCAAGAAUUCUCGGAUCCUGAGAGGGACGGUGUAGAAAUGAACCAAAAGGACACAAAUCCAUCAGAGCCAGUCGUGGUAGGACCCCUGGAGGUAGUUACUGUAGACCAGAGGCUCCACCAGGCCAACUGCUCCUCCAGAAAAACCGUGGGGGACGUCCAUCCCGAUGUCUCCGGUCCUAUAGGGCUCAGGAAUCCGUGUAUAGAACGAUCCGUGGACACAGAAACCGCCUAAAGCUUCUCGCGGGCAUUACACCAUACGACAGACUGUAUUUAGUGCUGCUAUUUCUAUUGUGGAUAACUACUACUUUGGGGACUCUAUUAUCCAUUUAGGUUGUUCUCUGCUUUUCAUUUCAUUUUUUGAGAGAUUUUGUCUGUCUCAUUUUUUUCAG